Molecule: messenger RNA, 7882 nt
Organism: Procambarus clarkii (red swamp crayfish)
Lineage: Eukaryota; Metazoa; Arthropoda; Malacostraca; Decapoda; Cambaridae
Source: RefSeq, a predicted model, not a curated record
GUAAUUUUAGUAGACAGAGUGUCAACAAUGGAGGCUCUCUGCUAGGCAGGGUAUGCUGCAGUUCUAAAACAUGUCAAAGAAGAUUGAGGACAGUGAGCUUCAGACACUCACACUCUCCCCAACAAAUACAAAUGAUGAUGAAUCUUCACCCUUUGUCAACCCCGCUAGUGACGAAACUUCAUUUCCAAUUAGUCCGCCACCUUCAUUCUCCACAUUGGUAAUGACAACAUCAAGUACCGGGCCAACUGGUGAGAAAAGAAAGUUGGAGCGGAUGGUCAGUGCCCCUGGGAAUACUAGUAGUACUGCCAAAAUAGUGCCAACAUUACGGGUAUCGACUCCUCCUGGGUCUACUCGGAUAAGUUAUACAAAUGAGAGACUGAAUGAAAGAAAGUUUGACCUGAGCAAGAUCAGUCGAGACCGUCCCACUCCUGGAAACUCUAUUGGACAAAAAAAGGACAUCCUACACCCGAUGGACCACUCUUUACCUUCUCCUGGCUUUGUUGUAGCUAUGGGGUCAGUAAAUAAGGGAUUCCAAAUAAAUAAGCCAGAAUCUAAGACUGGAAACUUGGAAAAUAACCUAACACCCUCCAUUAGAUCCCAGCCAGGCAGAGGAGAGGCUAAAAUACUUGGAGCUUGCUCUAGGGUAACAGGCCACAUUAAGCCUAUGGCAAGUUAUACCGUAACUGGUCCAGGGAGUGCACGUUCCACUACCCCACACAGCCUAGGGAUUACAUUUCCUACACCACCUGGCAGAGGUGGUGCAAGCAACCGAGGGAAUCUAGGCUCCAAAGUAUUGCUAAGCAGGCCAGUAGUGCGGCCAGGGCUCAGAAUGAGGGGAGGUUUAGACGCCCGUCAGAUGGAUCGGCCAAUCCAGCAUCACACCUUCCUGGCAGAUGUGGCAGAUGUGCGGCAGAUUGAACAAGGGCUCCUGCAGCUGAUGGAAGACUUCCAGACAGGAAAUCUACGAGCUUUUGGGAAAGAUUCCCGGUUACGACAGAUGGAAGCAAUAAGGGAACAGCAAGAGAAACUAGCCAGACUUCACUUUGAUGUGGGAGCUGAGCAGGAUCUGUACCCUCCAUUAUCUGAAGAAGGGCUGAGGACCUCCCACGACAACAUGAGAACACUCAUGGAAAAACUUGCUCAGCUCUCAGAAUCCAUAGAGCGGCUUCACACUAGCAGUGAGCGCAAAUUCAACAGUAAUGAACGCAAGACAUCGUCGCAGUUUUACCAACGACCUACAGAAAACUCGAGUCAACCCAAAUUUCACUCUGGGGGUUGGAAUCGGCAAACAGAUGGACACACAGCCAAUCACCAUGGUGGCGACCCCCCUUCAAGUAUACCACAGACUAAUACCUAUAACCAUGUAACCAACAACACUUCACAACAUGCUAGUCCUGGAAAUUCCCCCUCGAGCCAUGUGCAGCAUUCUGCAAGUCGCCUCCGGAGCUCCGCCGGUAACCAGAGUGCAGGGGUAAUGAAGAAUGCCAAGGUGCCAGAUUCCUGAUGAUUGCCUCUUGUUUUUAACAUUUAUAACCAUUUAGCAGAGUAUUAAUAUCUUAGUCAAUAAACGUGAUAGCUUUGUUAAUCGUUUGGGUUUGUAUUUAAAUUUUAUAAUGCAUAUAAAUACCUCUCAUUACUGAACUUGUUAUAUAUAUUUAUAAUAAAGUUUAUAAAAGUAUAGUACUGUAUUAGUACUGGUAUGUACAGAAGCUAUGAAAGGGUUGAAUAUCUGAAGUUUUGACAUGGCCCACUUUUAUAGGCAGUUGCUACAGCUAAAUGAUUCUCACACAAUGUGGAAAGGAAUACAUGAAUUCAAUAGGUAAUAUAUAGCCAACAUAAAAUGUUAUUGAAGAAAGAGAAAAUUUGCUAUUCUCAUUCGAACAUGUUUAAUCACAUUUAUCUUUUUUACAGCUUCCUAAUAAUAUUACUAUUGUAAUAAUAUUAAGUCUGAUUGUUAUCAUACUGUAAUAUUGCCUUGUUGCUACUCUCAUGGGGGCGGGGAAGAUUAUCAGAGGAUAAAAGGGUAAUAAUACAGUAUAAUUCAAGAAAGAUUUGGAUAUUAAAAAAUAAAAUGAUGCUUUUUUUUUUGCCUUUAGUGGGAAGAGGAUCCCAGCCUACUUCCCUAUCCCAGUAACUGUAGGGAAUGAGAGAGAAUAUAUUAAUAAUGGUAAGAAUAUCUCAAAUGUCAAUGUAAAUACAGAUGCUCUAUAGCCAUACUGGCAUAGUGCUUUGAUAAUUAAUUAUUUCCUUACAGUAGUGAAAAUCAGUGGUCAGGGGGAGAAAGAUUAGCAGAGCCAGAUAAUGAAGGUACUGUAUACGGUAGAUUCGAUCCCACUGUCCUGGUCCAAAGAUUUUCUGAUAGAUAUGUUGACUAGACCACACUAGAAAGUGAAGGGACGACGACGUUUCGGUCCGUCCUGGACCAUUCUCACAAUCGAAUUGAGAAUGGUCCAGGACGGACUGAAAUGUCGUCGUCCCUUCACUUUCUAGUGUGUGGUUUGAUCAACAUAUUUCAGCCACGUUAUUGUGACUCCUCGUCUGCGUUUUCUGAUAGAUAUGUCACAUUAUUGUGAUUUCAUUGUGUAUAAGUUAUACAGUAGCUUGAAACCAUACGUCUGGGAGAAUUGUGUGACUGCCUUAGUAGGAGAGGGCCGAGAAAAUGAGUUUGACUUGGCAACAAGAGCACGAAUUAUAUAAUUUGUAGUUGCUGAGUCGUGGAUGAAAGUGUUAACCUUGGGAUGAUAUUAGUAAGUAUAUUCAGUGCACUUGUGUGAUGCCUGGUGCUGGGCUUAGCACUGGCAAUUUAUUCCUUCCAGUGAGAAUUGAUUUCAUCAAGUUGUGGAAACUGUUACUCUCUGAAGAAACAAAUGAAUAUGAAGGCAUUGUAAACUAUUUGAGAAAAUAAUGGGAAUAGUUUAAGAGCACUUCUAAUUUAGGAUGCGUGGCCUUAGGUAAGUUAAGGGGCUGAUCAAGAGUUAAAUGCAAGAAGCAAGUAAUCAAGGUGGUACCAUAGACAGAUGCUGCUGUUAAGAAUAGACUACAUUUCUUUGGAAAACCUUUAUACUGGAUUAUUAAUACCUUGUGGAUUGAUUACUAUGUAUCAAAUCAAGCAACAGGAAAAAUAUUUUAUAUUCUCUCUUAAUGGUUGACAGGUUUUACAAUAAAGAUGCUACUAAAUGAAAAUUUCAGAAGCCAUGUAUAGCAAAAGUUAUAUUAUUAUAUUAUAUACCACACAUUAUAUUAUGUGCUAUAUACAUUUAAACAUGUUAAAAAGCACUUUCAGUGUUUAAUUUAAAUUGGUGUCGAGGGCUGCACUGAGUACCAUACAAGGCCACAGGCCCCCCUGCCCCUGGACUGUAUGGUACUCUAGCAAUAAAGUAUAUAUUAGGGAAGGACAAAGAGUGGAACUGAAGCAUAUCAAAUGUGGAGAAAGUUUGAAAUUAGUAGGAAUUCACAGCAUUUCAUAAUACAGAUAAUGCCAAUAAUAUUACUUGUAAAUAUUCUAUUCAGAUUAGGGUUGACUUGUGUCUAAUUAUCACAACUUUUUCAUAAUAAAUUGGUGUUUGUCAAAUUGAAGAUGUUUAGGAAUAUAAUAUAUUUUGAUUUAAAAGCCAAACUUCAUCCUAUGCCUAUUAACUCCACCUUCAUGAUAAAGCAUUUUGAGAACUAUAUUUUGACCUCCAUUGUAGUCUAUUUCCUUUAGUUUGACCAAGGAAAAAAUACCUGGUGCAGUAGAAAAUAACCUGAAAUACUCUACUGUAAUUAGUGGCACCUUGAUGUGCAUGAAAAUUUAAGCUUAGAAAGAGGGAGGAUUUAGUUAUCCAUAAAUAAUGCAAUUUAAAAAACAAAAAACAAUCAUUGUUAACUACCAAUACCAGUUCUAGUCAAAGUGUGUGAAGAUAAACCCAAUUUUGUCCAUUAUUGCUUGCCUACCACUCCAAGUGGUCAGUACCGGCAGCUUGGUCCGUACAUAUCUUGUAUACUCCACAUUUGCAUGUAUGAAUAGAGAAUGUCUAGGGGUGACUGUGGAACAUCAUAAAGAAUUUUAUAAAUAUCAUGUAUGGGAAAUUGCAUGGUGUUGGCCAUUAGUAUAUUAUUUUGUAUUUAAAAUAUAAUUUUUCUUUUUCUUUUUUUUUAAGACAAUGUUCAACAAUUUUUAUAUGGGAUUUGGUGCAAAUGCAUUUUCCUUAUAUAUCACAUUACAUCAUCCUAAUUAAUAAUUACCCUUUGUAAAUACAUUACAGUAAUUGCCUUUUAACACUGAAGAGUUUAUGGAAUGUACAUGUGCAGGUUUUAACUAUGGGCACGGUGUUAUAUAUGCAUAUGAUGGCAUUGGUAUGUUCAUCCAUGACUCCCUGUUAAACUUUACACAGCAAAACUUAACAUUUUAGGUCGUUAAAACUAAAAUUUUAGGUAUUUAGCAAAACUAAAAUUAUAGAUCAGCCAUUGGUCAGUAUAAUAAAUUUGUGACUUCCUUUCACGUGUUCUGUUUAACUACUCAAAAAAACUAUUAAUUAAAACCUAUUUAACAUUACAGAUCAUGAGUUUGUUAAAACCUCUUCAGAAAGGAACCUUCUGGGAGGGUUCCUUCAGUAGUUUCCCAUAGCUAAGCGCUGGCAUUGGCUAGUCCAGCCAAGCUUUUGAGAGGCCUCAGAGAUUCACCAUUUCUUACUAGGAAACAACCAGAAUCUGCCUCUACGAGAGGCUAGAGGAGCUCAAGGAUCGGAGAUCAGUCCAAAAAUGCAAAAAACUCACCAUAAAGCAUAAACACAACAAAACAUGGAACUACUUGAAAAAAUAACAUAUCUGGAAGUAAGAAGACAAACAAUUGUUGCUGUAGGGGCAAAUGCCCUAAUCAUGAUACACCUGGCUGUACAGUAUCAGGUGGGUGCCUAGGCCACCUGAGGCUCCUACCAGGCUACCUUCUUGCUUGUUUGGUACAGUUUAAACGGAUAAGGGUCAUGGUUCAUAUGACAAGGUCUCUCUGCUUCACAAUUAGGCUAAGUGGCAUUGGCUAUCCCUGGAACACUGGUUCCACAAUGGGCCAUAACUUUAUCCAGUGUUUCCCUUUUCCUUCAUGAUUGUGCUUUUAUGUGUACACCACUUACAUUUUUUUAACUCUGUGGAUCACUGUUCCUUUCCUUGGUAGUUGGUUUGCAUUUUUCUGGCCCCACCAAAGAUACGCUAUGAUACGCAAAGAAACGCUAUGCGUACUAGUGGCUUUAGGUAUUGUAUGUACUAGCUCUAUCUAUAAAUCAAUCAGAAUGUUUGUAACUCUGCAUCUCUGUAUGUACUUUUCCUAAAUAAAAUAUUAUUAUAUUAUUAUUAUACUUUGAAAAGUUCAGGUUCCUUCUUGAUGAGCUGAUUUAGGUUAAGUCACCUUUCUUGCAGGUAGAGCAGGAGACUGUGAGGCCUGUUGAUGUCAAGUGCAGUAGCUGCAUGAUCAUGCCUAGUCCUUCAUGUGUUUGUUGCUUGGGUUACAUAAGUGAUAGUCCUUGUCUGUGGCUUCCUAUGCCUUUCCUUGUCAUGUGUUUGUAGUUGAGGUUUGUUCAGCCAAGAAGUUUCCAUCAUUCCCGAGACACCUGCCUGCCUGUGUGAUGGUCCAAGGGGCUGGUAGUGUGAUGGGCCUGUUUCUUAUGGCAAUGACUGUCAGUCUCUGCCUUUGUGGCUAUGUACACAUCUCAGCCUUUGUGACAGUGGCUUUGACCUCACGUUCUCUUCAAAGCCUCUGUUUCUUGGGCAUCAGACAGGCUGUAGCUUCCUUUGUGCCUUUGCCUCAAUUUGUGUGUAUGGCAGUCAUGUCAUAUGGGUCCUUUGUUUUGCUCUUUGGAACUUUUGGUGGGUCAUUAUCCUCUGUUCCUUCUGCCCUGAAAAUUUAAUUUGAAACUGAAUUUCCAUUUUUCCUGCCAAGUUUGGGCUUUGGCUCAUGUGCCCCCAGUUCUCAACGAUGGGCAAGCUGACCCAUCAAAACUGUCAAAACACAAAUGAAUCAGGGUAUUGAUUUGUGUUUUGACAGUCACAGCAGAUCUUAUCUUUGCUUUCUUGCUGCUUGGGUGGUGCACCUAGGUGUUAGCCUUUGGCUUUGAUUAGCUUAACACUUGUUUUGACAUUUGGCAUAUUGUUAGUGUCCCUCCACACUGGGCCCUUUUCUUCUACUGCUCUCUCCCAUGGAUAAGCUCUGGCCACAUUUUUUUUUUUUUUUUUUUUUUCUCCUUUUUUUUUCAGAAAUACUGACCACUGCUAAGGCCCUGUUGAGUGUUUGCUAUAUGGAACUACUGGAGGAAUUUUCCAGUAUAUUGAAUAUAAUGGCACUUUUCUGGUUGGGCCCUCGGUAGUUUGACUUCCUUGUACCCUUUCCCGUGAGGUGGAGUGCUUGGUUUGGGCAGGUCACAAGAUAGCAGGCUGGAGUCUUGGGUGACCUGGGCAGUCACUCACCUAAUGGCAGUCAGGUGCAUAAUGAAAAGGUGUUUACCCAACGGCAUGAUCCUUUGUCUCAUUACCUUGAGUGCCCAAUUUUGUAAGAAAUUGUUUGUUUUCUUGUGAUUAUGCUUCCUGGUGAAUUUGUUUUGAUAGGCAGUGAUGGGUCUCCGAGGCCUGGUUCUUCUCCCUUGAAGCUUGGCUGGACCAGCACCCAGGUACGGUGAGCUACUGGGAGCGCACUAGAAGUAAACAUUUCAUUAUGCUCUGUGCCUGACUUUUACCAUGUAGAUUUUAAAUGUUUUGUUUUUUUCCUUGCACAACAGUGCACUCUAGCCACAUGUAGUUGUAUCUGUCUUCUAACUACAAUAUCAGUUUGUGAGACAAGACUGAGGUGCCAUUCAUAAUGGUGUUAGUUUGUUUUAUUGUGAACAUUUUUUUCCUUGGCAUGUAAUGGUGUGAUUUAGCAAACAUUUUCUCUAAACUCUUUCUCUUGUGUAUUUUAGUCCAAUAUGGUACACCUGUUCCCUAGGUGUAUAAUUUUUAUAAUUAAAUUUAGAUCAUAAUAUUUGUGUACGAGACCAUAUUUAUGUAUCCAUUUAUGCUUGAUUUUUUCUUUACACAGUAAUUACAUGCUCCAUCUAUAUGGGCAUGUGGAUAUGCAUGAUGGAUAAUGGCAGCCAGUUGAUUGUGUGUAUUAUUCCAUUCAAAUGCACAAAAGGCACGACAAGACUCUUUUAUUCUGUAAAUAAUGCCGUAGAUGCAUCCAUAUAUUAGUUUAACUGGGUUUGAUAAAUUUUUGCAAAGCAAAAAUGCAUUGUAUGAAAAACUUCAAGCAUGGUAGUGGCUAAUACAAGUCAUUUGCUUGCUAGUGACUGGUAUAUUUCUGCUGCUGAUGGAUGCAAGCUACUUUAUGCUUACAAGUGGCAACAAAAAAACUUAUAAAAUGGAUGCUAUUGACUGGUGCAAAAAACCAAACUGGUGAUUUUUUUAUUUAUAAAAUAUACAUCAAUAAGAGUGCAAUACAGUAGCUACUUGGAUGCAACUUGCUGAGAAAUCCAAUCAUAGCGAAUACAAAGUUUAAGAAUGACUUGUUAUGGACGCUGAAUAAAGUGUUUUUAGAGAUUACAUUCGAGUCCUGACAAUGUGUUGCAUUAUUGUUCUGCGAACAAUGUACAGGUAUUGUACAAAAUGAAAUGCUGCAUUGAAAGAUUUUUUACUUAUUGUAGUUUUAUUCAUAUUUAUUGAUACUGGUAUAAAAUAUACUGUACAUAUAGAACAAGCAUCUACAGCAUUAUAAGGAAUAUACAGGAGAUACACUUGGCCAGCAUCACAAGUACUGUAUAGCAAUUCUCUACAUCAUUUUCAUAGAAGACAAAACCACAUUUAUACUAAUUAGUGAACACUUUUUUUCACAGUAUAGUAUUGAGAUUGUAAACAAAAUUAAUAAAUAUAAUUACUAAUA